AGCUCACUUGGUCAGACGUCGUGGAAACUGGAACACAUCACGCAGUGCUGCUCUUACAGUCGUUUGCAAACAGCGGGCGAAACAUUGAAACGUACCUUUCCAAAGCACCGUCUACACAGCAAGAAUUUCUAGAUUGAAGAUGUUUUCACGGUGCGUGAUUGCUGGAGCUUUCCUGAUGGGCCUGCUGCUCACUGUGGUUGCCAAUAAAACUGAGGAAUUAAAGACAGAAGCUAGUAAAGAAGGUGUCCGUACCGAACGUCAAUAUCAUUUCCGCAGACCUCCCUCGUUGAGCCGAAAUCCCAGCCCUCCGCUGGAUUUCUUCAAGAAAGAUCCUGUUGAAUAUGACCCUUCCGGACUUGGUUUCGAAAUUCCGAAACCAGAAGAUUUUCACUACCAUUUUCAGCCAGACUACGAGCCAAAAAAGUCACCCAUUUCAAACAAACCAACUCCUCUUGUCCAGCCAAAAGCAGCCUAUCACGUAUCGCAUAGACCUGAGUCGCUAAAACCGGGAGUCCCUCAUAGAUUGCCUUACCGUGAAGCUGACAAAUCUCCUUAUUAUCCUGACUACAUUGAGGAUAAACCAUCUUACAAACCCGAGACACCAUACAAAACAGGAGCGGCUCCAUAUCCCGAAAAUCCAAGCAAGUACGAGGACAAAUAUCCGCACUAUUGUCCGAAAGUUGGAGGUUACGAAUCGGAAUGCCGGCCAGCUAAAGAUUGCGCUGUUUGGUACGACAUAGUAUCUUCUACUGCGGGUACAUCUUGCAAACUUCCUGAUGGAUAUCCAGGAAUUUGUUGCCCUGAUCUUCCCUACAAUGGUCGUGACGGAGUACCGUUCAAACAGGCCAAGAAAAUCGUAAAGGUGGAGAAAAAAUGUAUAGAUCUCUAUUCUGUGAACGCAGCCGCCCAUGCUGGUCGAUUUCAGAUGAGAUUGAUGGACGAGACGGAAAAGCUCUUGCGUGCCAAUAGCAUCACCGUCAGGCCAAGCUCGUCGCAGUCCACGCAUUUGCUUUUCUUCCAAACAACAUCUGCAUCUCGCCAACUCAGUCGGGGAGCCCUCACUGGUGUUGAAACUGUCAUUGAACUUGGCAAAAGGUUUGAAUUGACUCCAGAUGAGGCUGGAUUUGGAUUGACCCACUUCAAUCUUCGGGAUACAAUUUUGUCAGACACCUGCCCACCAGACACCACAUGCGAUCAAAAAACUAUCCGUUCUCCAUUUCGGACGUUGGACGGUACAUGCAACAACAUUAAACGCUCCUCCUGGGGUAAAUCUCGCACGCAGUUUCAACGCGCUCUCGUGCCAGCUUACGCUGACGGUGUGUGGCUGCCAAGACGUGCCAAAAACGGCGGUGAACUUCCCAGUCCCCGCCUGGUGUCCAUUUCUGUGGUUUUGGAUGUUGAUGCCCCUCACGAGACGGAUACCACAUGGGUCAUGCAAUACGGCCAAUUCGUGGACCACGAUUUAACUUCAACGCCCGUCUUCCGCAUGAACGCCAACGGCAUGGGAAUCCAGUGCUGCACAGAUGAAGGAAAAUUAUUGAACAAUACAGAGUUCUUGCAUCCGGAAUGCUUUGCCAUUGAGAUCCCAAGCGACGAUCCAUUUUUCUCCAAAUUUGGUCAACGUUGCAUGAGUUUUGUUCGUUCCACUCCAGCACCCAGAUUCGACUGCAGUUUGGGCUACGGAGAACAGAUGAAUCAGUUGACCCACUUUUUGGACCAGUCCAACGUGUACGGAUCGGAUGAUACGGAGGCUGCUGCAUUGCGGACAUUUGAGAACGGAGCUUUAAAAGUAACUCCUCAAAAGGGCCAUCACGAAUUAGAUUUACUUCCACCCGACAACGAUCCCGAAAUGAAUUGCACCUUACCCAAAUCGGUUUCUGGUAUAGAAGCACCGAAACACAUCAAGUGCUUCAAAGCAGGUGAUGCACGAUCGAAUGAACAUCCAAAUUUGGCUGUGACGCACACUGUUUUCAUGCGAGAACAUAACAGACUUGCGAGAGAACUUGCCUAUCUUAAUCCGUUUUGGGAUGACGAACGACUCUAUCAGGAGGCUAGACGCAUUUUGAUUGCCCAAAUGCAGCACAUCACUUACAAUGAAUGGCUGCCCAUCGUGAUCGGUGUGCCGAAGAUGCAGGAGCUUGGUCUGUUGCCAUUGCAACAUGGUUUCAGCGAUGAUUACGAUGACAGUAUCAAUCCAACAAUUCUGAACGAAUUUGCUGCAGCCGCUUUCCGUUUCGGUCACACCCUUAUUCAAGGAAAACAAGAUCUAAUCAAUCACAGAAGGAAAAAGGAGGCGCAUAUUCUGUUACGUGAACAUUUUUUCAAAUCACAGGUGGUAUACACGCCAGGCAACCUUGACAAAUUUUUGAUUGGCUUGGCUACUCAACCAGGACAAGAUUUUGACAAUUACUUCACCGAGGAGAUUACUAACCACCUGUUUGAAGAACACGGAAAGGGCUUCGGUAUGGAUCUGGUGGCUCUCAACCUUCAACGCGGCCGUGAUCACGGUCUCCCUGGCUACAAUGAUUACCGUGAUCUUUGCGGUCUUCCCCGUGCGCAGCAUUUCCGCGAUUUGCUUGAUGUGAUUUCUCCAGCUAUUCUUGAGCGCUUCGAGCUUCUCUACGACUCUGUUGAUGAUAUUGACCUGUUCAUCGGAGGAGUGUCUGAAAGAAAGGUCGAAGGAGCUUUGCUGGGCCCUACUUUCCAGUGCAUAGUAGCUGAUCAGUUUUUGAGGCUCAAGAAAGCAGAUCGUUUCUUCUAUGAUCUUGGGGGACAGCCCGGCUCGUUCACUGAAGAACAACUGUACGAAAUUCGGCAAACUAGUUUUGCUCGUUUGAUUUGCGACAACAGUCACGUUAGUGACACUCAACCGCUUGUAUUCAAAUUGGAAUCUGCCACGAAUCGAAUUGUGGACUGUGAUUCUUUGGCCAUUCCCCGUGUUAAUCUACACCCAUGGCAAGAGGGUUACGAGAAAUCUUACACAAGACCUUAUGAUACUCCAUACAAAAAAAUUUAAAUUUAAUAUUCUAAGAAAGAGUUUUUAUUGAGCAAAGAGUGCAUCUUACUUUUCUAAUUAUCGUAUUCAAAUGUAUAAUUCUAACUAAUAAAAAGGUACUUACCCUGAAUU
Messenger RNA from Daphnia carinata, 3127 nucleotides. Its product is annotated as peroxidase-like. Gene Ontology annotation, biological process: response to oxidative stress. The coding region runs from base 140 to 3016 and encodes 958 amino acids. The record is from RefSeq and is a predicted model, not a curated record. Lineage: Eukaryota; Metazoa; Arthropoda; Branchiopoda; Diplostraca; Daphniidae. Gene Ontology annotation, molecular function: peroxidase activity; heme binding. The transcript has 15 exons.